Mobula hypostoma (lesser devil ray) is the source of this 2921-nucleotide messenger RNA. It is a transcript of the gene fam234b, whose product is annotated as family with sequence similarity 234 member B. Lineage: Eukaryota; Metazoa; Chordata; Chondrichthyes; Myliobatiformes; Myliobatidae. The transcript has 13 exons. The record is from RefSeq and is a predicted model, not a curated record. Gene Ontology annotation, molecular function: protein binding. Bases 113 to 2119 code for a protein of 668 amino acids.
CAAUACAAUUUUCGUUAACGGAUUGAAAUGUGAUUUAUCUGAUUAUUUUAAACGGAAUUCCUCUGCUCACGUGUUCUCAAUGGAUGCUUGAAAAUAAACAGUUUAGAGUAAGAUGGAAAGAGGAGCUUCUGGGACGUCAGCCCCCGGCGCCUGCGCAAGGAGUGAACGGAUGAUGGCGGCUGCUCUGUCCAGGGCGUUGAAGCUCCCAGGUAAAAAGUCCCAUGAUCUAGGAGAGUAUGACCCGCUGCGGCAGGCUGACAGUGAUGACAGUGCGGACGAAGGUGACGUCAACUAUCAGAAAAAUGGCAGUCUGCAGACUGAGGCGACCAUUGAGGCUGUGCUCAACAGAGACGCAGACACAGUGGUUGAGAUGCACUCGUUAAAGGUAAAACAAUGCCGGUCAGAUCAGCCCAGCUCAGUGGAGGUACAUGCAACUGAAGUGUCAGAUGAGUUUACUACAAAAACCAGAACUUCAUUUCUUCCUUGCCUGCGGACAUCUGCCUUCCUCCUCACUCUUAUUUUGACCAUGGUCCUAGUCUUAGUUUGUGCUUUCUUUAUCCCAUGUCCGAAGAGGCACGCCUUGAAGACUUCGUGGAACAAGAGCCUUGGACAAGCAGCCGGUUUUCCGCCAGUGAUCACCCUUUGGGAUGUCAACAAUGACCAAGUUUCCGAUGUUAUUAUUUCGUUCAGCUCCACUGGGAAAGUCCGAGACCAAAGAGGCAUCUUCAGGCCACAAGCCAGCUUGAAGCUCCAAGUGUCGGUGGCGGUGUUGUCGGGGGUGGACGGCAGUGUUCUCUGGACGACCCCGGCCUCCGAACGGCUGAAGUUCAUCCACUGUGGCAUUGGCUACACCGAUGGAAAGGGCGCCAUCUGCAUCUUGGUUGGAGUCAAUCAUAUGCUGAAGGCUGUUAACAGCAGCUCAGGAAGUAGCUUCUGGGAAAGGAAAAGCGUGUACCCUUCCCACCGGACUCCAGCUGCCCCGCCUGUGCAGCUCCCGGACAUUGAUGGUGAUGGCUUUGGAGACGUACUGCUUGGGAGCAAGCCGGUUACAUUGACCAAUCGGAUUCAUGAUAUGUCCUUUGUGUUUGUGUCGGGAGCAACUGGGGCCCUGAUUGGUCAGCCGGUAACUUACAAUCUCACUGGUGAGGGCAAGUUGAUUGGCCCAAAGGCCUGUGUGUCUACUGAAGGGGCGCUCUACAUUCUCUUCGGUUACGGGAGCAUCCAAGCUGUGUCUGUGAGGGACAUAUACAAACAAGCGAAUGGCAAGGGCAGCUUGCCCCCGUCUCUGUGGAAAGAGGACUCCGCCGUGGAAUGGAAGCAUGAGGGAAACUUGUCUGGAGUCCUGCAGGUGUACAGUGGCAACAGCUCCGUUCAAGACCUGCAGACGCUGGACGGGCCGGAAAAGAACUUCAGUGCCUUGCUGAUUACCACGAGGAACAGGCUGCAAAUCCUGAGGGGGAGGCACCUUCAGCACCUGUGGCAGACAGUCAGCAGCAGUAUCAAGGAUGCUCCUGUGGCCGGCUUCUUCAAUGAAGACAGGGUUCCCGAUUUCCUGAUCCAGGUCACCAAUGGAAACAAUGUGAAAACGAGUUUAAUUAUCGAUGGGAGCUCGGGCAAGGAGCUGUGGCAGGCAGAGCUGGGGUGCCGGAGCCAGGGCUCAGAGGCAGCCUCCCUCCCUCUGUCCGAUGGGCGGUCAGCGUUCCUGUUCUGGGCCGGAGAAUGUGGAGCGGAGCGUUCGAUCUGGAGGACCGACCCCGACCGCGGCAACCGAUACCGCCUCUUCCUCCUGCACCCGUCGUACCCUGGCGUGCUCUUGGAGCUGGCCACCAGCUCGGGCCCAGUAACUGCAUCAGCCACUGGAAUAUGGAAGGAGAGGAAGGAUGCAUUCCAUGUUGCUGUGACAACUGAUUCCAACCAGGCGACCCACAAGAGUCAGAUGGGACCCCUAUUAGUGACCAACGUGGGCCUGAAGGAGGCGAUUGUGCACAGUAAGAUUCGGACGCUGGAGGAAGGGGUGGCCGUCAGCACCGAGUCCAUCAUGAAGUUCUUCUCGGAGCUCCGGUUCUGCACUGAGGUCCAGCGGUGUACGGUUCUCACCUCAUCCUUUUACCGAGUCUGAACAGAACCACCACUUGAAUCCAUCGCUGUGUACGGAAAGUCCCCUCUCGACCACCGUUUGUCCCGUGUUGUCCCUGUGGGCAGCAUCCAUUCCCGCCCGACCUGUCUGCCAACCUCACAGGAGCAUCUCAUCCAAGUUGAAGGUAGCUUCCCGCUGCUGCGCGAGGUCGCACUGGGAACCCGGGACCCCAGGUCUCUCUGCUGACAGUGGCCUGGUGUGUGAAAGGGGAUACAUACCCUCCGCUCUUCAUCUGACUGACUGCCACACCACCCCUUGCCUGCUUCACGUCAGCUUUGUCUAAGAGGGCACCGUUGCCGCAAAGGACCAGCUUGGGACGAAUGUGUUAGUCUAGUUUUCACCCAGUACUGCUGCAGAGAGCUGCCUUUACAACAACAUAACUGUUACAGUGAUCCAUAAUGCCUUGUUAGGGCUCCUAUGUAGGAGGGAGUUUGUUAUUGCUGUUACAGCAAGAUGGCCAGGUCCCAGUGAUGAGCAGAACUCGUGUAUCAGUGUCCCAAUGAAGCUGCUGGGCUCAGGGUAAUUACUCGUAACCUUGAAGAUUUCCUGUCCUCUGGAAUGACUCCCCUUUCUACCAUUACCUUAACAAACCAGUCCCAGUCCAAACACUUUCCCCACACCGCUGCCUUCAGUUCAGCACUUCCAAACGUCACCAACGUUCGAGCUCUCACUGAAUUGCUGGAGCAGGAUCGGUCGGGUAUGAAUGGACUGGACUGGGGGAGGGGGUGGCAUGUGAGGAUGGGAUUCAGGAUGGGCCUCAACUGAAGUUACUGGUGCACGAGGG